CGUCGCAGUUCAGAGCAUUUUCUGUGAAGAAGGAGAAAGAGCCGGAACUGGAGGACAAUCCAUAUUAUAAUAAAUAUCGGGAAAAGAUCAGAAAGCUAAGGAGUGUAGUACUAGCUUGCUAUCUGAACUAGAGACCUUCACGGGUCCACCCCAACCUGAUGACACAGGGUUCCAAAAUCUGAAGUUGACACUUGGAGUCCUGUUUGGUGGCCACACACCUCAGGUUGGGUGGGGAUUCUGCAGGUCUCAUUUCUGAGACCCAAGAAGACUUCUAAUCUGAACUUUCUACUACUUGUGCCAAACCGCAGGAGUUCAAUGCUCGGCUCGAGAAGCGAAAUGAAAUUAAACGGGAGCCACUCGGACACUCUAAACAAUCAGAGUUCGUCAAACUGAUGGAGCAGGAGUUAGAGAAGCGUGACAACCAGGCUGAUGGUUCAGGCAGAUUCACCAAAGACAAGACCCUAGGAUCUAUCCUGAACUUGGACUUGAUCCAGGAUAAGUCAGGAGAAGAAAUUGCAGAGCUUUGGAGGCAGUAUUAUGCCACAAAAGACACCAUAAGCGCGGUCAUACCAGCCCACGUUUUUGAAGUGAUUUUCAACAGAGCUAAGUGCAACCCUGUGUUCCUGUAUGCGUUACCCCAAAAGGAGGGCUAUGAAUUUUUCCUGGGGCAGUGGUCGGACCACGAACUGCAUUUCACGUCCCUGAUCAAUGUCCAGACCAUGGGAGAGCACGCCCCCAGUCAGUUGAUCCUCUACCACUAUUCUGACCUGCAGAAAGACAAGGGUGUAGUGCUCAUGACUGCCGAGAUGGACCCUAAAUUCAUGACAGUACAUCUGGCUCAGUGCUUGGCCAAUCAGGUGCAGCUGUUCUACGGAACCCAGCGGCAGGAGAUUUUUAGAUUGGUGGAGACCUUCAACCACAAACCAGCUGACUUUAAACACAUGGCAGUGAUUGCUGAGUUGGAACAGAGUGGCGUCAAUCCUGCUCUCACCUCUGGGAACUAGAUCAAGAGUUGUCAGACAGUGAAAUGUUGCUCCAAUUUACCAAGGGAUUGGCACAUGGUCAUUCAUUUGGCGCCAAUCUUGCGUUUGCGAGAAUGACGUCUUUUGCUUGGCACUAAUGACCUGGUUGACCAGAUGCAUCAGUCAAGAUUUAUGCUAAAUUCCCGGGCAUUGAUGAUGUAAUGAAUCAAUGUUAUUUAAUCUUAUCAAAGCCUUAAAUGUUAUUUUUCACCUCUCCCCUGUCCAUCUUACUGUUGUACAGUAGUCUCAUAUUCCUGUCAGAACCCAGCCUACAACCCACAACCCACUCUAUACUGUACAUAGGCCUCUGGUCAAAUGUAAUGCACUAUGACCCCUUGUGGAAGGUAGUGCUCUAUACACAGAAUAGAGUGCCAUUUCGUGUAUGGUGUUCCCCUUCCAAAUAUUAUUGUUAUUUUUAGAUAGAAUAACUGCAGGAAUUUGGUUUUCAAAACAAUGGAGUGUACAAUGGAGGUUUCGUACAUAACUAUAUUUGUACAUAUAAGUAAACUCAGCAAAAAAAGAAAAGUC
Messenger RNA from Oncorhynchus masou masou (cherry salmon), 1550 nucleotides. RefSeq names its product ATP synthase mitochondrial F1 complex assembly factor 1-like. Gene Ontology annotation, biological process: mitochondrial proton-transporting ATP synthase complex assembly. Lineage: Eukaryota; Metazoa; Chordata; Actinopteri; Salmoniformes; Salmonidae. Gene Ontology annotation, cellular component: mitochondrion. The transcript is spliced from 11 exons. The record is from RefSeq and is a predicted model, not a curated record. The coding region runs from base 393 to 1004 and encodes 203 amino acids.